GUUCUCCCUGAGGCAGCCAACCCAACACAAGAAGGGAAGGAUGGGCAGGACCAAAUUCAACGCCUCUUCGCUAAGUUUGACCCAAGCGUGGCUCCGUCAAACAGACUCCUAUUCCUCCCUCCCUCCUUUUACACCUCGACCCUCUCAAUUGACUUGUUCCCACUCUCUGGUCCCGCCCCUUCCCUUCGAGGCCCCGCCCCCAGCGCGCGUGAAUCUGCUGAUCUCGCCGUAGCUGCGGCGGUGGCGGCGACCGCGGUAGUGAGGUGAGGGGAGCAGAGCGGAGCUAUUGCACCAGUCGGCAGAUCCUGGCGGGGCCGGAGAGGGAUGCGGGGGUGGUGAGCUGAGAGCAUUCGAGCUAGAACGAGGCGCUAGGGCGAAUGAAGCUGGGCCCUAGUCCUGCGACGAGAGGCAGCGACCAAAAGAGCAGGAGAGGUGGCCGGCACUAACCGAAGCUUCCUCGGGAGCUCUUCGCUCAGGCUGGGGCCUCGGGGCCAAGCGGGACCCCCGGCCUAAGGUGGGACCCAACAGCCUGGCUUUCCUGCCACCAGGCCCUGCCUUCCCUCUUUGCCGCCUUCGCGGCCCAGAGCUGCCCUCGAGCCCCUCCUUUUCCCUCCACACUACUCCCCUCGUCCCCCCAUUGGGUUCUGGAGAGCACUUCUUGCCCUACGCUUCGGCUGCUCCCAGCCUUUUUUCCAGCUCCUCGAAGCAAUUCUGCCUGGCACUACUUGGGUUGCAGUCUUCUUCAGCUUCUCCCUCACUUCCCUCUCGGCCACUCGUUUUUCUCUUCUGGGAACCAGCCUUCGACUUCGGGGGAUGGACUUUAAGCAAUUACAAAAUACUUUUACAAAUCUUUCUACAAGAAACAUUAAGUAUUUUUUCCUCAAAUACACAGGUGAAUAGCAUUUUUCAUCAUGGAUCUUUUGGAAUUAUCUUGGAUUAUUGUUAUGAUCAGAAGAGGAAAUGAUUUGGUGAUGGAGUGCUUCCACUGACAGAUGGACUCACCGGAGAGAAGCUCAGCAGAGGCAGAAGGAGCCAAAGAAAGAGGCCUAGUCCAUGUCUGGCAGGCAGGAUUCUGCUCUAUAACACCCGAGAGACUGCCGGGAUGGGGAGGAAAGACUGUGCUUCAAGCAGCCUUAGGCGUGAGUCAUGGAGUACUUCUAACUGAAGGUGGUGAAGUCUACAGCUUUGGGAACCUUCCCUGGAGAUCAGAACCAGAAGAGAUCUGUCCAAAGAGUCCUCUUCUAGAAAAUGCUUUGGUUGGACAGCAUGUUAUUACUGUGGCAACAGGGAGCUUCCACAGUGGAGCAGUAACUGAGAAUGGCAUGGUGUACAUGUGGGGGCAAAAUUCUGCUGGCCAGUGUGCUAUUGCUAACCAGCACCAUGUACCAGAACCAACACCCGUCAGUAUUUCUGACUCUGAGACAAGCCCUUUGUUAUCAGUCAGGAUUUUGCAGUUGGCUUGUGGAGAGGAGCACACUUUGGCCCUCUCAAUAAGCAGAGAGAUAUGGGCAUGGGGUACGGGUUGUCAGUUGGGUCUCAUCACCACUACUUUCCCAGUGACAAAACCACAAAAAGUAGAACAUCUCGCUGGGCGAGUAGUGCUCCAAGUGGCCUGUGGUGAUUCCCACAGCUUAGCCCUCGUACAGUGCCUCCCCUCACAGGAUGUAAAGCCAGUCCCAGAAAGAUGUAAUCACUGCAGCCAGCUCCUGAUUACUAUGACUGACAAAGAAGACCAUGUGAUCAUUUCUGAUAGUCAUUGCUGUCCAUUAGGUGUGGCACUAUCAGAAACCCAGGCAGAAAGCCAUGAUGCCAUCACUCCAUCCACAGGGGAGAGUCUGGAAAGCAAAAAUUUAUCCAAAAGCCAGGGAGGAGAAAAGAAGACUCUUAGAGAGAAUGGUUUGUCUGUUGCUUCCGAAGUGAAUAUUGAAAAUAUGCAGCCAGUGAAUGCUGAGGCCACCCACCCUGAACAAGAGAUCACCGAAGCCACAGGCAUUCCCAUUUUGGGAAAUGUGCCAUUAUUCCCUGACAACCACGUAGAGAAAGCAUGCUUACAGAAGUUGUCGGAUGAUUCAUUACAAGGACAUCCUGAGACAGGUGGCGAGGUAGAGGUAGCACAGUCUCUUACUGAAGAACCAAAUCCCAGUCUCCCCAGCCCACCAACCACAAGUACAUCUGCUCUAAACAGCUUAGUGGUUUCCUGUGCCUCCGCGGUUGGUGUGAGAGUAGCGGCUACAUAUGAAGCUGGAGCCCUGUCUCUUAAGAAAGUAAUGAACUUUUAUAGUAUAGCUCCUUGUGAAAGUGGACUUCAGUCAGGCAAUGCUUCCUUGGGCCCAGAAGGAUUAAAGGAUAGCCGAGAAGAGCAGGUUAAACUAGAAUCAAUGCAAGGAAAAAAGAGUUCAAGUCUUGUGGAUAUUAGAGAAGAGGAAUCUGAAGGAGUUAGCAGAAGGCUUUCUCUUCCUGGAUUAUUAUCACAAGUUUCUCCCAGGCUUCUGAGAAAAGCUGCCCGGGCAAAAACACGUACAGUGGUAUUGACACCUACAUAUAGUGGGGAAGCAGAUGCCCUCCUCCCUUCUUUAAGGACUGAAGUGUGGACUUGGGGAAAAGGAAAAGAAGGACAGCUAGGACAUGGUGAUGUUUUGCCUAGACUUCAGCCAUUAUGUGUAAAAUGUUUAGAUGGUAAAGAAGUAAUUCAACUGGCAGCUGGUGGUCAUCAUUCCCUUGCUCUCACUGCUAAAUCCCAGGUUUACUCAUGGGGUAGUAAUACUUUUGGUCAACUUGGUCAUUCAGAUUCUCCAACUACAAUUCCUCGUCUGGCAAAGGUGUGUGAUGAAAAUGGAAUCUGGAGUAUAGCUGCUGGGCAGGAUUAUUCCCUUUUUUUGGCAGAUACAGAUGAUUUCCAGCCUGGAUUGUAUUACAGUGGUCGGCAAGAACCUGCUGAAAGUGAUCAUGAUAUUUGUACUAAGACUGCAUCACUGCUGGGAUCCUGUAGUAAACUUGGGUACAUAAGCAGUGUGACAGCAGGAAAAAACAGCUGCCUAGCUUUGGUGGACAAAAAUAUUAUGGGAUAUAUUGCCAGUCUUCAUGAGCUGGCCACUACAGAAAGACGGUUCUAUUCAAAACUGAGUGAUAUUAAAUCCCAGAUUCUCAGACCCCUCCUAGGUUUAGAAAAUUUGGGUACCACCACUACAGUCCAGUUGUUGCAGGAUGUGGCAAGCAGAUUCAGCAAGCUGUGUUACCUGAUUGGUCAGCAUGGAGCCUCUCUGAGCAGCUUUCUUCAUGGAAUUAAGGAAGCCAAGAGUUUGGCCAUCUUGAAGCAUGCAAGUCUCUUCUUGGAUAGUUAUACAGAGUAUUGCACAUCUAUUACAAAUUUUGUGGUUAUGGGAGGAUUCCAACUUCUGGCCAAGCCAGCUACUGACUUCUUAAAUAAAAACCAAGAGUUAUUACAAGACUUAUCAGAGGUGAAUGAGGAAAAUAUCCAAUUGGUGGAACUGCUAAACACUUUGUUUUUUUUGCCAAUCAGACGUCUUCAUAAUUAUGCUCGAGUUUUGCUAAAGCUUGCUACUUGUUUUGAAGUGACAUCUCCAGAGUAUCAUAAACUGCAGGAUUCCAGCUCUUGUUAUGAGACUCUUGCUCUCCAUCUCGGCAGGAAAAGGAAGGAAGCAGAAUACACACUGGGCUUCUGGAAGACCUUUCCUGGGAAAAUGACGGAUUCCUUGAGGAAACCAGAACGUAGACUAAUCUGUGAGAGUAGUAAUCGAGCAUUAUCUCUACAACAUGCUGGUAGAUUCUCUGUGAAUUGGUUCAUUCUCUUUAAUGAUUCUUUGGUCCAUGCCCAGUUCUCCACACAUCAUAUUUUCCCCUUAUCUACUCUGUGGGUUGAGCCUAUUUCAGAAGAAGUUGGUAGUGUGAAUGGCUUAAAGAUAACAACACCUGAAGAACAAUUUAUUCUUGUUUCAUCAACACCACAGGAAAAAACUAAAUGGUUACGGGCUAUAAGCCAAGCUGUGGAUCAAGCUCUCCGUGGUAUGUCUGAUUUUCCCCCAUAUGGAAGUGGAAGCAGUGUUCCCAGGCAAGAGCCUCCUAUUUCACGAAGUGCCAGAUACACUUUCUACAAGGACCCUCGACUAAAGGAUGCCAUUUAUGAUGGACGAUGGCUUUCAGGGAAACCCCAUGGCAGAGGGACUCUGAAAUGGACUGAUGGAAAGAUGUAUUCUGGUAUGUUCAGAAAUGGUCUGGAAGAUGGGUAUGGGGAAUACAAAGUCCCAAAUAAAGCACUGAACAAGGAUGACCAUUAUGUGGGAUAUUGGAAAGAAGGAAAAAUGUGUGGUCAAGGAGUCUACAGCUAUGCCAAUGGAGAGGUAUAUGAAGGCUGCUUUCAGGAUAACAUGCGUCACGGUCAUGGCCUUCUACGCAGUGGUAAACUGACUUCUUCUUCUCCCAGUAUGUUCAUUGGCCAAUGGGUGAUGGAUAAAAAGUCUGGAUAUGGUGUAUUUGAUGAUAUCACAAGGGGAGAAAAAUAUAUGGGAAUGUGGCAAGAUGAUAUGUGUCAGGGGAAUGGUGUGGUAGUUACCCAGUUUGGAUUAUACUAUGAAGGAACAUUUAGCCUUAAUAAAAUGAUGGGAACUGGUAUUUUACUCUCAGAAGAUGAUACUGUCUACGAGGGAGAAUUUUCAGAUGACUGGACACUUAAUGGAAAGGGAACACUGACUAUGCCAAAUGGUGAUUACAUUGAAGGUCUUUUCAAUGGGGAAUGGGGAUCUGGGAUAAAAAUUACUGGAACAUACUUCAAACCCAGUUUGUACGAGAGUGAGAAAGACCACCCCAAAAUUCUUAGGAAACUAGGAAACCUGGCAGUGCCUGCUGAUGAGAAAUGGAAAGCAGUAUUUGAAGAAUGCUGGCACCAGUUAGGCUGUGAGAACCCAGGCCAGGGAGAACUCUGGAAAGCAUGGGACAACAUCGCUGUAGCCCUAACCACCAAUCGUCGCCAGCACCGAGAUAGUCCAGAGAUAUUAAGUCGUUCACAUACCCAGACAUUGGAAAGUUUGGAAUUCAUUCCACAGCAUGUUGGUGGUGCCUUCACUGUCGAGAAAUAUGAUGAAAUAAAGAAAUACUUAAUAAAGGCUUGUGACACUCCUCUGCACCCUUUGGGUCGUCUCAUAGAAACCUUGGUUGCAGUGUAUAGGAUGACCUAUGUGGGAGUGGGAGCUAAUCGGCGAUUAUUGCAAGAAGCUGUGAAAGAGAUUCAGUCCUACCUUAAGCGUAUUUUCCAGCUGGUCAGGUUCCUAUUUCCUGAUCUUCCUGAAGAGGGCAGCACAAUUCCAUUGUCUGUUCCUCUACCCCAGGAAAGGAAAUCUUUCUGCACAGGAAAGUCUGAUUCUAGGUCAGAAUCUCCAGAACCAGGCUAUGUGGUCACGAGUUCUGGGUUACUGCUGCCUGUACUGUUACCUCGACUCUACCCACCACUCUUUAUGCUGUAUGCCUUGGAGAAUGAUAGAGAGGAAGAUAUUUAUUGGGAGUGUGUUCUUCGACUCAACAAACAGCCAGACACUGCUCUCCUGAGCUUUCUUGGUGUGCAAAGGAAAUUUUGGCCAGUGACUUUGUCGGUCUUUGGAGACACUAAAAAGGUUUUGCCUACUACAAAAGAUUCCUGUUUUGCCUCAGCAGUAGAAUGUCUACAACAAAUCAGCACUACAUUUACUCCAUCAGACAAACUUAAAGUUAUCCAUCAGACUUUUGAAGAGAUAUCUCAGAGUGUCCUUGCUACGCUUCAGGAAGACUUCUUGUGGUCCAUGGAUGACCUGUUUCCCGUUUUCUUAUAUGUGGUGCUACGGGCCAGGAUUAGGAACUUGGGAUCUGAAGUGCAUCUCAUUGAGGAUCUGAUGGAUCCAUAUCUCCAGCAUGGGGAACAGGGAAUCAUGUUCACUACCUUGAAGGCAUGUUACUUUCAGAUCCAGCGGGAGAAGCUGAACUAAAGCCCUGCCACCAGGAAGCCGGAUGGUGUGUGGAUCCGGGACUGCAUCCGGAGCUCAGCCUUCCCCCGAGGAGCCCAGAACACCCCCCCCCCCCCCAAAGCCACAGAGGACCUUGUGCUCCUGCAUGCGAGCUCCACCAAUGGAGCGGCGCCUGAGCUCCCAAAAGGGCUGCGGCGGAGAAGCCGGGAGGAGGCCUCAUGGGGCAGCACGGAGAGAUGCCACCGGCUCCCGGGCUGCACCUGCCCGAUCCAGGACCACCUUCUCAGAGCCCACGUCUGGCCGCAGCGUUGGGGACGGGAGCCGCAGACUCGGCGUGGAGCCUCUGGGGCUUCUUGGGAAGUCUGUGAAUACUCUGAGCUCCUGGUUAUUUCAGUUCUCUUGGCACUGACUGGAUCCCUUCUCAAGAAUCAGAUUGUACCUUGAAACCACACUUUGCCUUCUUAAAUUCUUUUCAAUCAUGGGUUUAUCUUGUGUUUUUACUGAGAGAGAAAAGAGAAUUCUAGCCUGCACUUUUAACCUUUCCAAAGCUUGUCCCCGGAACCCUCCUGCAUGGUGGAAAGGCCUGUGAUCAUGACUGUCCCUGUUCAUUGAGUACGAGGCGCGCGCCAGGGGCCCCUCCUGCUGUCUCUGAAUAGAAAAAAUGGAAAUUCUGUCUUCAUUUCCUUACCACACUGCUGGGAAGGACGGCAUCGACCGACACUCAAACACUAACAGAGAAGCUGUGAAGGCCGCGUGCAGGCCUGGGCAGGAGGCUGCAGCGGGAGCGCCGAGAGACCCGAAAGGAGGCCGUUGUCACCCCGUCCCACCCCCACACUCACAGGGAGCAAAAACCAGACUGGUUGGACGUUCCUGUUUCAGAAGUAUUGUGACCCGAGAAUCUCAGUGUUUUCCUUUUUUAAACUUGCCCAGAGUGGUUUCAGGGGAUUGGGUUCCGGUGUGCCCUUGUGAGUCCGGGUGGUGCUCUUCUUCGUCCUGUCCCUUCCACGCGAGGGGCCGCUGCAGGAAACACCCCUCCGGCUCACAAGGCCAAGGAGCGCCGUGGAGCCCCAUCACAAGCGGAAUCGUGGUCCGUGCCCUCCCUGGAUCAGGCAAAACCAGUUAAAAUACCGUUUGGGAAUGCUGGCUGUCACAGAGCAGCAGUUUUCAUAAUAAAACAUGUUCUCUUUCUGAA
This is a messenger RNA of Monodelphis domestica (gray short-tailed opossum), 7143 nucleotides long. Lineage: Eukaryota; Metazoa; Chordata; Mammalia; Didelphimorphia; Didelphidae. The record is from RefSeq and is a predicted model, not a curated record.